Messenger RNA from Alternaria triticimaculans, 1890 nucleotides. RefSeq lists its product as uncharacterized. The record is from RefSeq and is a predicted model, not a curated record. Bases 1 to 1890 code for a protein of 629 amino acids. NCBI's taxonomy places the organism in Eukaryota, Fungi, Ascomycota, Dothideomycetes, Pleosporales, Pleosporaceae. The transcript has 3 exons.
AUGAUGCUGAUUACGAAAAUUGAACUGGAAAAUCAGAAGAUCGUCGCCUACCAGGGUCUUAACUUUAGUAACCACCCGUUCCCGAAGCUCACUGACGAUGUGUUCCCUGAUACAGCCACCAAACACGCGGUGCUGUGCUCAAAUGCGCAAUUCUUUCCCCUAGCAUAUAUGCAUCCGUUGCUCAAAAAGCUCAUCAAGACCAAACAUGUUGAGAUCCACGAAGUCAUGGUAAAGAUCAAGACAGCAUCACGGACCGUUCUUAUACUCGCAGAUGACGGUACAGAGUGCGAGAAUUGGCCUGAGCACAAUAUUUCACUGUUACGAAUUACCGCCAGUGGGAGCCGAAAGCAAUGGUACAUCAAUCUAUCCGGUGCUGAGCUCGGGCUCACGCAAGCAUUCUUUACCGCUGCCGACUUCGAAUCCAAGCACAUGCAGGCGCUUUGUGCAGUCUACGAGUUCGGUAAAUGUAGAGAAUACAUCUGGACCUGCUCAACUAUGCCAGGCUGGUAUGCGCACACAGAGCGCAUCGGCCUUCAGGCCUCAUCACGAAUGGAAACAGCACUACUGACCUUCUUGCAGCAGCCUGGAAAUGACUUGAGCAAUCUUCGUAAGAGGAGCAUCGCAGGCUCGACGAGCUGGACACAACCGUUGGUUGAGGCUUUGUCUCAGGCUGUUCAUGGGUACAUCUCCAACUACAACGUCGGUGGACUCAUGUCUCAGAUCAUCAAUGAGCCCGAGAGCCUAACGCGAGAAAUGAUGAGGAGGCAUUUCGAUUACGCUAGCAUUCUUGGCGAUGCUACGACGGUCGAGGAGAAUGCGAACUGCCCUAAGGUGACUCUGGAUCUGGCUAAGAUUGAGGAAGAACACAAGGGCCCUGGCGUAAAGGAUUGGCCGAUUCACAAGAAAGCAUGCAAAGACGCCCAGAACGUCAACCUCGAGAAGAAGCUUGCGCGCGUAGCCGAGGUCAUUCAACAGGCCUACUAUGACUUCCGCGAGAACACUUGGGACAGGCCUAUCAUCAAGGUCGAAGACCGAGACGACGUUUUGGUGAUUUACGAGGGCGACUAUCAAAAGAAGUCGAAAAAUUUCAUCAGGUUUCCGCGACACCUUGUUACGAAUGAUCGUACCAAGAAGGCGAUGCUUUGCGCUUGGGUGUGCAACGAGCCGAUGAUCUGGAUGCAUGAUACUGUUCUCGGUGCUCUUCGAGGUAAUACCUAUAAAGACAUUCUGCAUCAUUACGCUUACUCGAUUCCCACAGGCCUCAACAUCAAGAUUGAGGAGGUUGGCGUCACCCUGGGCCGUGUUCCCCGAAAGAUCACCAUCCACCACUACCCUCAAGGCAGCAGUAUGGACAACUGGCCUGGCUUCUACCAUGAAGUCAUCCGCGUUACAUCAAGCAAGACCAGGAAAGAAUGGGUCAUCGAUAUUUGCGGUGCGCAGUACGGGAUCUGCCAAGCCUUCUGGAGCUGGGACGAAUACGCGAAAAGGUACGGUGCAGAGGUACGGAAGGUGCAUCCUGUUGGCACGAGCAAAGCUCGAAUCGAGGAAGUUGCAAACAUUGCCGGCCAACCAAGCCUGAGUUACGGUUUAGUGGGAAAGGUAGCAGAACAUUUCAACGAAGUUGUACACCGAUGGCGAGUGGAUGGCGGCAUGUCACUAGCGGGCCUCCUCGACCUGGACAAUGAGAAAUACAAGCAAGCCAGCUGGGAGCUACUACGUAUCAUGGAUGUCGCAGUUGGGACUCAUAUGGAAACUCAUGGGUAUGAAGCGGAAUUCCUGGCUGCUCAGUACUACGAACGAAGGUAUCCCGGUAAGAGCGCUAGUAUCGCCUGCGCGGCCAACGAGGCGUUCUCCGCUCGAAUUGCUGGCAUGGUCGCAGCGAAGCAUUAG